AUGCGUUUCUACUUAUCUCGCCGACUUCCCUCUUUCAUAGUUAGCUCCAUUUCGCCGACUGCCAUCUCCGCUCACCGGUUUGAAAGAAUACCAACAACUUCUACGCGUGAAGAUAUGCAUAAUCUGUUUGUGACAAUGGCAGAUAGAAACAUCACUUUGAUUAAAGACUUGGACAAUAUGAAGGAUGAUUACACACUAAAAGUGUCUAUCAUCCGGCUAUGGAGAUCACUUUCAGAUGUUAACCCCAUUAUUUUCAAAUCAAUCGAGAUGAUAUUGAUGGAUGAGAUGUGUACUAAAAUCCGAGCAAGUGUCUAUCCAAGAGAUUUUCAAAGGUUUGAAUCGAAACUGAAAGAAGAUCAAGCUGUUUACAUCCGAUCCCCCACUAUCCCUCCUAACAGAUACAGUUUUAAAAUAAGUGAUGUAACCUCCAAGUUAAACUUGAAUGGAAGAACAACUGUGAAUGAGUGUCUACACAUUCAAUCAAAAACAACAUACGGGUUUUCUUGUGUUUCGUUUGAAAGAAUUAUCUCUGCAACAACUACAUCUAAUGACUCGAUUGGAAAUCUUGAUUCCCGUGAUGUCAGCAAAUCUCGACAUAGGCUACCUUUACAAAUCAGAAACUUAGAAGGUUUGCAGGUUAACGUGACGUUGUUUGGAGAUAUUGCAUACCAAUUGAUUUCUUAUCUUGAAGCUCAUAAACAAGUUGGUCGUGUGAUUGUUCUUUUGCAGUUUGCAAAAAUUAAUGUCUAUAACGGACUACCUUCCGUUAACAGUUAUUUUGAACACACACGGAUGUUCAUAAAUGUUGAUCUUCCUGAUAUUGUUACCUUCUUGGUUGGAUUACUAGGACUUCAAAACCCUUCUUCUUCUUUGACUGUUGAUAGCUCUCAAUCAUAUUCUGAAUAUGAUGACUUUUUGAAUAAUCACAAUGUUAAAAAUGUUGUCGAUUUGCUAGAACCACAAGAGGAAGGGAAAUUCAUCAUUGUUGGGACAUUUAUGGUAUUCGACAAGAUAUUGAUUGGUACUAUGAUGCGUGUACAAAUUGUGGAAAGAAAGUUGAUGCAAGGAAUGUGUUCAGCGGUACAGAAAGUGGUGAUGCAAGUAUGGUUUAUGAAUGCUAUACUGAUAAGUGUAUAA
This is a messenger RNA of Lactuca virosa, 1137 nucleotides long. Lineage: Eukaryota; Viridiplantae; Streptophyta; Magnoliopsida; Asterales; Asteraceae. The record is from the annotation of a GenBank genome assembly.